This is a messenger RNA of Penaeus vannamei (Pacific white shrimp), 444 nucleotides long. The record is from RefSeq and is a predicted model, not a curated record. Lineage: Eukaryota; Metazoa; Arthropoda; Malacostraca; Decapoda; Penaeidae.
AUGCAGCAACGCGAGAUCCUUUUGUUGAAGGGAGCGAGGGGGCUGCGGGCAGGUAAUAGUGAUUGGGGCAGUUUACCUGGGAGCGGUGUUGGCUCGUGGCCCGCCCGGGAGACUCUGAAUGGAGGCGGGGGUAUGGCGUGCUGUGUGGGGGCGCUGCUGACGGUGGCCUCGGAGAGGAAGGUCCAUGAGUCCCAGAGUCCACGAGUCCCAAAGCCCAGAGUCCACGAGUCCCAAACCCCAGAACCCUACGAAGUGCCCAAACCCACAGAAUCGCACGAGUCCCAAACCCCAGAAACCUCAGCGGAGUGCGCCCUAAACCGCCAAGAACCCACGAGUCCCAAACCCCGAGGGCCAGAACCGCAGACGAGUCCCGCAAAACUCAGAGUCCACGGAUCCACCAAACCUCCAGAAACCGCACGAAAGUUCCAAGAAACCCCAGAAUAA